Messenger RNA from Mesocricetus auratus (golden hamster), 3897 nucleotides. It is a transcript of the gene Tnfaip2, whose product is annotated as TNF alpha induced protein 2. Gene Ontology annotation, biological process: exocytosis; exocyst localization. Gene Ontology annotation, molecular function: SNARE binding. The record is from RefSeq and is a predicted model, not a curated record. Bases 403 to 2490 code for a protein of 695 amino acids. Lineage: Eukaryota; Metazoa; Chordata; Mammalia; Rodentia; Cricetidae. Gene Ontology annotation, cellular component: exocyst. The transcript has 12 exons.
GACCUCCACCGGCUCCUACCGCUCUGGGGUAGCUUCCCCUCCGGUCCUGACCCAGAGUCUCCGACAGGAUUCCCCGAGGGAAUGGCCUGAGUGGCCAAGAAGACACGGGAGGGAUAUUCCGAGGUCCCUUGACCUCCAGCAUAGUACCCUUUGAACCCCUCGAGCCAGGGGGACCGGUUCCCGGCGCGCAGCACCAGGCUCUCUCCGGAGAAAACGAGGACAAUAGCUGGAGAGUCUCAGGUUUACAGGAGGAAGGGCCAGCACACUCGGGAUUCCCUGCCCGGGUAGUCUCUAGUGGGGCGUGGGCACGCGCUCCUGUCACCCGGUGACAGAGACAGGUGGCAAGACCAGUGAGAUUCUCUGUGGACAGGGGCUUCUAGAAUGAAGAUCUGAGCCGGGGUGAUGCUGAAGAUGGUGACUUUCUUCCAAGGGCUUCCUGGCCAACAGUCUGUGCUGGGGACCCUGGACUUUCCUGGAAGCCCCCAAAAGUCACAGUCCACAUCUGAGCUGGAAUCAGAGGCCUCCAUGUCUGAGGCUUCCUCUGAGGACCUGAUGCCAUCCCAGGAGGCUGGAUUGACACCAGAUGGGGAGGAGGAAGAGUCUGCAAAGAAGAAGAAGAAGCCCAAAGGACUGGUCAACGUGUUCAGUGUCUUCACCAAAGGGAAGAAUAAGAAGAAAAAGGACCAGCCCAGAUCAUCAGAUCCUGAGGUCCAGUCCAAGUCCAGGCUCGAGCUAGAUGGUCCACCGCCCACAGUGGAGGAGCUCAAGGAGGCCCUGGAAAGUGGGCGGCUGGAGGCCGCGUGGCCUGUGCUGGCGUUGGAGCGGGACCUGGAGGCUUUGGCAGCGGCGGGUGGCGCGAGCGACGAGGAGCUGGUGCGCCAGCAGAGCAAGGUGGAGGCGCUGUACCUGCUGCUGCGCGACCAGGUGCUCGAGGUGCUGCGGCGGCCGCUGGAGGCGGCCCCGGAACGGGUGAGCCAGGCGCUGGCCGUGGUGUCGCAGCAGGAGCUCGAGGACCGUCGGGCGGCCGCGGGACCCGUGGCAGCGGUGCUGGCGGCCACGCGCCCUCGGCGCUGGCUGCAGCUGUGGAGGGGUGGCGUGGCGGAGGUGGCAGCUGAGCGUCUGGACGGGCCGCCAGUCGCGGUGCCCCAGGGCCGCUCAGAGGUCGAGAACAGGUUCGUGCACAUGGGCUGCACCAUGAAGGAGGACCUGGAGGCCGUAGUGGAGCGCUUGAAACCGCUGUUUCCCGCCGAGUUCAACGUUGUGCACACCUAUGCCGAGAGCUACCACCAGCACUUCGCUACCCACCUGUGCACCUUGGCGCAGUUCGAGCUGUGUGAGAGGGACACCUACUUGCUGCUUCUCUGGGUGCAUAACCUCUACCCCAAUGAGAUUCUGAACAGCCCUAAGUUGGCAAAGGAGCUACAGGGUAUCAGGCUUGGGAGCCUCCUGCCGCCUAAGCAAAUCAGGUUGCUGGAGGCUGUGUUCCUGUCCAAUGAGGUGACCAACGUGAAGUUACUGAUGACCCGAGCCUUAGAGCUAGAGUCUCAACGCUGGGUCCAGGAUGUGGCUCCCCAGAGCCUGGAUGGCCACUACCACAGCGAGCUGGCAAUUGACAUCAUCCAGAUCGUGUCACAAGGCCAGGGCAAGGCUGAGAACAUCACUUCUGAAGUGGGGGUGCAGAUGAAGCAGUUGCUACUGGUGGAGCUGGCUGCACUACUUAGGAGCUACCAGCGCACCUUUGAUGACUUUCUAGAGAAAAGCAAACUGCUGGGAAAUUAUAGGGCCAACAUCAUCGCCAACAUCAACAACUGCCUGUCCUUCCGGACAUCCAUGGAGCAGAAGUGGCAGAUACCUCAGGAUUCCCUGAGGCACCUGUUGGAUCCCUUGAGAGAUCUUAAGGCCCAUGGCUUUGACACCCUGCUCCAGAGCCUGUUUGCAGACCUGAAGCCACUGUUCAAGAGGUUCACACAGACCCGCUGGGCAACGCCGGUUGAGACCCUGGAGGAAAUCAUCAGUACUGUGGAUGUCAGGUUGCCUGAGUUCUCGGAACUGAAGGACUGUUUCCGGGAGGAGCUCAUGGAGGCCGUGCACCUGCACCUGGUGAAGGAGUACAUCAUCCGGCUCAGCAAACGGCGCCUGGUCCUCAAGACCGAGGAGCAGCAGCAGCAGCUGGCACGGCACAUCCUGACCAAUGCCGAGGUCAUCCAGGACUUCUGCAUUCAGAGCGGCUCCCCUGCAACCUGGCUGCACCAGGCCCUCCCUAAGCUCGCUGAGAUCAUUCGCCUACAAGACUCCAGCGCCAUUAAGAUUGAGGUGGCCACCUAUGCCACCUUGUACCCUGACUUCAGCAAAGGCCACCUGAAUGCCAUCCUGGCCAUCAAGGGAAAUCUACCAAGCAGCGAGGCCAGGAGCAUCCGGAAUAUCCUGGACAUCAACACAGGGGUGCAGGAGCCUUCCAGGCCCCUAUUUUCACUCAUAAAAGUUGGUUAACUUUUCCAAAUGUCUGAUGUGCUAAUGAGCACGCAGGGAGCAUCAGACACCGCCCUAGUUGGGGAUGCUCAGCGGCAACAGGAACGUGACCCAUCACCAGCCCCACAUUCUGCUGUUGCCGACGCCCAGCCCAGGCUCUGGAACAAGACCUGGCAGUCGGGACUGCACAGACCACUGUCCAGGGGCGGCCCAGAACCCACUGUGGGGAGAUGACCAGUGAGACCCUGCCUUCCUACAUUAGUCUGUCUUCUACUGCCCCCUCCGCUCAGGUGGCUCCAAGUAGCCCCCUCCAGCUCCCUAGGGCCAGUGAUGAAGCCUCAUCCCGCUUCCUUCAGCCCAGGGGCUGCCAUGAUCUAGAGCUGAAAAGGAAAAAGGAAAACUUAGUCUCUGAUGUGGGGCCCGGAAGGAGGCUUGGGACACGCAUGGCAGAUGUAGCAUCAGAACCGCUUCCAGAACAGGCCCCUGGCCCCACGGUUAGCUCCUGGUACCCCUCAGCCAGGAGGACCCGCUCCUUCAAACCCUAUGGCUGCCCCCGUGCCUGUGUGUGUGUUUGGGGAGCAACCCACAAGGCCUUGGUAGAGCCAGGGCGCAUGGGUUCCCUCAGGUUGUACCUUCCCCCGUGCAGGAAUAAGCACCUCUGUAAGCCGGCCCUCCGAAGUCUGGGUGGGAACACAGGAGUUCAGCAAGUGCCUGGCCAGCUUCCUGUCGGUGCUGUACCGCAUCUCCACACAUGGAGUAGGUCUGAACCAGAACUUUCCUCACAGCUCCAAUCUAAGUGUGGUCAGGGCCCGUUGCCUCUGGAGGCCCCAGGGAAGAGUCAUUUCCUGGACUUUCCCAGUUGUUAGAGGCUACCCACAUCUCUUGUCUGAGGCCCUUGUGUCUUCAGAGCCAGGGACAGCUACUCUGUCCCUCAUGACACCGCGGUGUCUCCUGCUUCCAAGCCUUCUGUGGUUUAGAAGCCCAGUGAUUGCACUGAACCUGCCUGGAGACUUAUUAGCAGCCUUCAUUCCAGCUUACAAAUUUAAUUCCUGUUUCCCAUGUCACCCAAUAGUCAUUGGCUCUGGGGACCAGUGUGUCCCACAGCUGGAAAUCAUCGAGCACUGCUAUUCCUCUAUAGCCAUGAAAGCCAUUCUCAGCACUGACCCAGCCUUGAUUCCUCCGCGUGGUUCCAGGCUGGGGUUUGAAGCCCUUCCUCCAGACUUACUCCCUUUCCCAGGUACUUACAGAACUGGCCACUUUGAGCAAUGCAUAAAGGCCUUCAUAUUUUUGUAGAUGUUAGCUUGUUUGAUGACAUUAAUAUUGUUGACAUUAUUUUUAUAGUGUUGAUUUUGUAUACGUGUACUUGGGACAGAAUUUAGGGUGGUUGUGUUUUUUAUAUAGCUUGAUAUAAAACUGAUUUCAAAAGUG